AACGAGGAAGUGUGUCAUGUAGGAUUGCCGUCUGAACUGCAGUUGCACGGACAAGUUUUUAAAUAUUUAAGCGAAACGAUACUUGACGUUGACUGAUGUCUCCGGCUUCUGGGAUGUUGCUGGACGAGACCCUACUGUUUGACCCUAUUCUGCUCCAGGAGUUAGACUGGAGCAGCAGCACUGUGUCCUUCUCUCCCCCCAUCAACCCCUCUAAACCUGGGGAGGGCCUGAUCCUCCGGCCCCUCUGCCUGGGUGACUUGGACAGAGGAUUGUAUAAGGUCUUGUCACAGCUUACAGUGGCAGGGGACGUAACAAAAGAACAGUUCAAAGCAAAAUUUGAACACAUGAAGAAAACGGGGGACUAUUAUGCCAUUGUGGUGGAGGACACAAAUCUUGGACAAAUCGUUGCCACAGCAACACUCAUCAUAGAGCACAAAUUCAUUCAUGGCUGUGCAAAGAGGGGGCGUGUUGAAGAGGUGGUGGUAAGUGAUGUAUGCCGAGGAAAACAGCUGGGCAAACUGCUGGUGUCAACGUUGACUCUGCUUAGCAGAAAACUGCAGUGCUACAAAAUAACCCUGGAGUGCUCACAGAAAAAUGUGGAAUUUUAUAAGAAGUUAGGCUACACAGCAUCAGAAGAGACCUACAUGCAGUGUCGGUUCUUUGACUGAUUCCUGCAAUUCUCAUGGGAUUAUUACUGAAGGUUCGAACCUCCCAACUUCUGGGCUCAGAGAAACUGUGUUGGUCUACCUCGACUUUGCACUGUUUUCAUGGCUUGCUCUUUAGGUAUUCUUGGUAGACUGAUAAAAGUGCAAAAAAAAAAAACCCCAAACAAAAUAAUGAAGGAAUUUGGUAAAAGCAGAAUCUGAAGAACCAGUUAUUAAUUUUUUCAGAAAAAUAAUGUGUAAGCCUACAAGGUAGAUACUAUCAUGUGUGUUCUCUUAAUGGGGAUCACUUAUUAGUCUUGGUUAUUGUUCACUGGAGGCUAUACAUCCAGUGUCUAGGAGCAUCUUGAUUUGUUUUCUAAUACAGAUCUAUUCUUUUGUACUCUAUCUAGUAAUUUAUAUUUUUAAGUAUAAUAAAGAAUGCCAAAAUCUUCUGUGUAAGCAAAUACAGCACCAAAAUAUUCUCUGGAAAGAAAUUGUGAUUUACUGUGAAAUAUGAGGCAUAGUUCCUUACCCGUUUUGCUCAUUAUACCCAAGCAUUUUGCAUAUUAAUGGGAUUGCAACUGUAGAAAUCAGUCAUGUCUGGGGUUAUAAAUUCCAAUAAAACAUGUAACCUAUAGACUACCCUUUGCUUGUGUAUAAUGGGAACCUGAUUGAAUUUUAGUUUCUCUUUAUGGCUGUAUAGUUAUAUUUUAUUGAUUAGCAUGCAUUAGGGAAAAUAUCUGACUCAAAAGAAAGUAUACCCAUCACUACAUCAUAAAUACAUUUAUUUUUAUAUUUUUAUAUUAUGAAUGUGAGGAAUUAAAAUGGGUUAUAUUAAACAACAAUCCACUUUACAGUUCUGUUUAUAUACUGUACAAUGUGGCAGAUCCACAUUCUACAGCUGUUACAGGUGUACAAUAGUGUAAAAGCUUUGUGUGUUUAAUGGGAAAACUGGUAAUUUAUUAAAAUACUUUUUAAAAAAUGAGA
This is a messenger RNA of Electrophorus electricus (electric eel), 1631 nucleotides long. RefSeq names its product glucosamine-phosphate N-acetyltransferase 1 (gene gnpnat1). The record is from RefSeq and is a predicted model, not a curated record. Lineage: Eukaryota; Metazoa; Chordata; Actinopteri; Gymnotiformes; Gymnotidae. Gene Ontology annotation, molecular function: glucosamine 6-phosphate N-acetyltransferase activity.